Molecule: messenger RNA, 282 nt
Organism: Rotaria sordida
Lineage: Eukaryota; Metazoa; Rotifera; Eurotatoria; Philodinida; Philodinidae
Source: the annotation of a GenBank genome assembly
AUGAUUGUUCAUGGAGGGAUAUCUGAUCGUAUUCAUUUAUCACAAAUAAAUUCUCUUGUAAGAUAUCAAUGUAAAAUUGAAAAUAAUAAAAAUUAUAUUUAUUUACUUGUAUAUACUUCACUUAGUAUACGACCGAAAUCCGAAAAUCAAUUUUUAAUGCUUAUAUGUUCACAUGAAGUUAAAGAAAAUGGUUAUGAAUCUGAACAUCACAAUAAAGUUUUAACUGUGUUCAGUGCACCAAAUUAUAAUGGUGAAUCCAAUUGCGGUGGUAUUGCACGCUGA